AUGUCUGAAUUACCCAAUUAUGUCGCAUUAUUCGCCGUUCAACAGAACACCUCUGAUAUCUUGAAGCAGCUAAACCUAUAUGGCAACGUCGGCCUUGCCGUUGAUGACGGAUACGAGCUUCCGGAGGAAUGGUUCGCUGCUCGAGGAGUCAACAAAGGUGAUCUGAAUGCGGCCGUUGCCGUCCGCUUCCCUGCCGACCCGUACAUGCAUGUCUGGCUAUAUAGCUGGAGAAACCUCGAUACAAGGAAGCAAUGGCCGCCAAAGUUCAAUCAGAUCGGCUCUCGUGGUUUUACCCUUCUUUUCGACGACGUGGAGCAGGAGCUGGCGCGAAUCACGCGUGAUUUCCCCGAAACGCGGAUCCUGCACGCGCCGAUUGACAUUAAGCGCAAAUGGGGCCUCACCAAGUCGGCUCUUGUCCUUGAUCCAGAUGGGAACUUUGUGGAAUUGAUUUCAAUCGUUGGGAAUCCCCUUAUUGCGAAAGCGAAGCCUGCUCUUCCGCAUCAUCGCAGUUUCUUGCACUUCAUGGUGAAUUGUCUCGAUUUCGAGAAGAUGUUGCCUUGGUAUAAAGCCUUUGGAAUGGCCCAUGAUGCCGGCGUCGACUUCCGGCCUGAUGUCGGGUUCCCCACAGGCUACGAUCAUUUCAUGGGCCAGAUGAAGGUCUUUACUCAUGGCGAGAAGAACAAGUGGACCGACUGCCACUUCCUGCGCGGGACCAGGGAUCCGAGCCAUAUGCACCUAGAGCUGCUGGGAUAUGCGGAAAACGGUAAACACCUGAAAGAUCCAGGCCUAAACCCGACCUGGUUUCAGAAAGGUAAUUCAUGGCGGUUUUGCUUCUACAUGAGGUUGCAGCUGAUCUUUAGUAGGCAUCGCACGGUACUGUAUAAAGACACCUGA
Messenger RNA from Penicillium chermesinum, 894 nucleotides. RefSeq lists its product as uncharacterized. The record is from RefSeq and is a predicted model, not a curated record. NCBI's taxonomy places the organism in Eukaryota, Fungi, Ascomycota, Eurotiomycetes, Eurotiales, Aspergillaceae. The transcript is spliced from 3 exons. The coding region runs from base 1 to 894 and encodes 297 amino acids.